GCACUACCGCCGUCGCCACUCGUCAUCGCCGCGCCACAGGCCACUUCAUAGUACAGUCUACACUACGCACUACGCAGUUGACAUUUUUGCGAUUGCCCGGACGCCAUCACAGCGCUGUUUUAACAAAACCAUUUAACCAGCACACAAACGACUAUUUGUUUUCGAGGCGUACGUCUGACAUUCGAAUCGUGUAAAUUCAGCAUUCAAGAUGACCGUAAUAACGAUGCCGUCGACCGAAAAGAAAGCCGAUAACGUACCGUUGGUGACUAACAUCGAAAUUGAUCCGUUGACACAGGGGAAAGAUAUUGAAGCUGGAUUUAAAGGAGACAACAAAGAAGGCAAUUCAAAAUUAUUGGUUCUCAAAGUAAACAACCGUGCAACUCCAUUGGCUCUAUUCUACAUGUUGAUGAUGUCAGUGUUUGUUGCUUUCAUGAUCUUCUAUGGAGGAUGCAUUUACAGAUUUAUUGGAAAUAGUUUCCGCGAAGAGGACGAUGCAUUUUAUGGAACCGGUACAAUUUCUUUAAAUGACAAACUACAACUUCCUUUGCAAGAAAUGAACGAUUAUGAUAUUAACCAGUUCAAUAACGACGAUAUGGAAUCAGAAUUUAAGAAAUUAGAGAACUUUGCAUUGAACAUGGAAAGAUUAAACAGUCAUCAAUUAAUGGGUGCUGAUGAUGUAAUUUCUGAGUUUAAGGAAGAUUUCGAGUUGGAUUUGAAAGAUGAUAGCUAUGAAAAAAUUGCCCCUGCAUUACCAAACGCCAACUCUGCACGUUUCAUUCAUGAUUUCAGUGCUAACGUUACUGGAAUCGUUGAUGUUGAAGGAAAACGUUGUUUUGUUAUGCCAUUGAACCGCACUUCAGUAUUGCCACCUACAUCAUUGUACGAUUUGUUGUUUAAAAUGUCAAGCGGUUACUAUUCAGUAGACACCAAAAAUAUGAUGCAUAACAUGCGUGUUAUCACACCAGCCAUUAAAGAUGUGUCGGAGUAUGGAUCAUAUGUGGCCAAGGACUGUGCUACAUAUCCAGUAUAUAAAUUGGAAAAAAUUGUGUCUGGAGUAACUAAACGAAGCGCUCCAGGAGUUGGAAAAACUUUUUCGUCAUUCGCGGGUAAAAUGGUUUCCUUCCAUAUAGUCAACUACAACGACCUACAAUAAUCUGAUCUCUACUCAAAAUCUUCUUUUUGAUUUUAUUUCAAAGUUUUAUUAUCAUACAUAAAUAUAAAACAAAUAGUGAGUUAUUAUUUUUAUUUGUUAACAAGAAAAAUUAUUGCUACGUAUUCAGUAAUGUGCUUUUUAGAACUAGUUUUGUAUAUUUCGUAAUACACUAAAUUCAGAAUGUA
This is a messenger RNA of Adelges cooleyi (spruce gall adelgid), 1338 nucleotides long. RefSeq lists its product as uncharacterized. Gene Ontology annotation, biological process: negative regulation of amyloid precursor protein biosynthetic process. Bases 209 to 1153 code for a protein of 314 amino acids. The record is from RefSeq and is a predicted model, not a curated record. The transcript has 7 exons. Gene Ontology annotation, molecular function: amyloid-beta binding. Gene Ontology annotation, cellular component: plasma membrane; Golgi apparatus; extracellular exosome. NCBI's taxonomy places the organism in Eukaryota, Metazoa, Arthropoda, Insecta, Hemiptera, Adelgidae.